UGCCAAUCAGACCAGUCAAAGCUUGGCCCCGCUCCCUCAUGGCGCCCCGCCCCCUUCAGCUUCGCGGCCACAGCUCGCGGAGACUGCGAUCCUCGGCGCAAAAUCCUGCGGGAGAGGGGCGGGGCAACGCUCGGCAGGCUGGGCGCCCGCCGGCUGCCUCGUUGUGGCUCCUCCGGCUCCGGCGGCGUUCACCCAGCCGCCUUCUAGCGGCGCGGCGCUGGCUCCUUCGCCUAAAAUGACCAAUGUGUGAUUUCAGUGUAAUAAAUGGCGUCCAAAGUCACAGAUGCUAUAGUCUGGUAUCAAAAGAAGAUUGGAGCAUAUGAUCAACAAAUAUGGGAAAAAUCUGUUGAACAAAGAGAAAUCAAGUUUAUUAAAUUGGGGUUAAGGAAUAAACCAAAGAAAACAGCCCAUGUGAAACCAGACCUCAUAGAUGUUGAUCUUGUAAGAGGGUCUGCAUUUGCUAAGGCAAAGCCUGAAAGUCCUUGGACUUCUCUGACUAGAAAAGGAAUUGUUCGAGUUGUAUUUUUUCCCUUUUUUUUCCGGUGGUGGUUACAAGUAACAUCAAAGGUCAUCUUUUUCUGGCUUCUUGUACUUUAUCUUCUUCAAGUUGCUGCAGUAGUGUUAUUCUGUUCCGCUUCUAGCCCACAUAGCAUACCUCUGACAGAAGUGAUUGGGCCAAUAUGGCUGAUGCUGCUCCUGGGAACCGUGCACUGCCAGAUUGUUUCAACAAGAACCCCCAAACCUCCUCUAAGUACAGGGGGUAAACGAAGAAGGAAAUUAAGAAAAGCAGCCCAUUUGGAAGUACAUAGGGAAGGAGAUGGUUCUAGUACCACAGAUAACACACAGGAGGGAGCAGUUCAGAGCCACGGUACAAGCACAUCUUACAGCGUUGGUGCUGUCUUCAGAGAUCUCUGGCAUGCUGCUUUCUUUUUAUCAGGAUCGAAGAAAGCAAAGAAUUCAAUUGAUAAAUCUACAGAAACUGACAAUGGCUAUGUAUCCCUUGAUGGGAAAAAGACUGUUAAAAACAGUGAAGAUGGAAUACAAAACCAUGAACCUCAGUGUGAAACUAUUCGACCAGAGGAGACAGCCUGGAACACAGGAACACUGAGGAAUGUUCCCAGCAAAGAUACCCAAAGGACAAUAACAAAUGUCUCUGAUGAAGUCUCCAGUGAGGAUGGUCCUGAGACAGGAUACUCACUACACCGUCGUGUGGACAGGGCUUCUGAAAGCAUUCUUCGGAGCAGAAAGUCACACCAUUAUAAGAAACACUACCCUAAUGAGGAUGCCCCUAAAUCGGGUACUAGUUGCAGCUCUCGCUGUUCAAGUUCCAGACAGGAUUCUGAGAGUACCAGGCCAGAAUCUGAAACAGAAGAUGUAUUAUGGGAAGACUUGUUACAUUGUGCAGAAUGCCGUUCAUCUUGUACCAGUGAGACAGAUGUGGAAAAUCCUCAGAUUAAUCCAUGUGUGAAAAAAGAAUAUAGAGACGACCCUUUUCAUCAGAGUCAUUUACCCUGGCUCCAUAGUUCCCACCCAGGAUUAGAGAAAAUAAGUGCUAUAGUAUGGGAAGGCAAUGACUGUAAGAAAGCAGACAUGUCUGUGCUUGAAAUCAGUGGAAUUAUAAUGAAUAGAGUAAACAACCAUAUUCCAGGAAUAGGAUACCAGAUUUUUGGAAAUGCAAUCUCUCUAAUCCUGGGUUUAACUCCAUUUGUUUUCCGACUCUCUCAAGCUACGGACUUGGAACAACUCACAGCGCAUUCUGCUUUAGAACUUUGUAUGAUUGCAUUCGGUUCCAAUGAAGAUGUUACAGUUCUUUCGAUGGUUAUAAUAAGUUUUGUAGUUCGUGUGUCUCUUGUGUGGAUUUUCUUUUUUUUGCUCUGUGUAGCAGAAAGAACUUAUAAACAGCGAUUACUUUUUGCAAAACUAUUUGGACAUUUAACAUCUGCAAGGAGGGCUCGAAAAUCUGAGGUUCCUCAUUUCCGGUUGAAGAAAGUACAGAAUAUAAAAAUGUGGCUAUCUCUUCGUUCUUAUCUUAAGCGUCGAGGUCCUCAGCGAUCAGUUGAUGUAAUAGUUUCAUCUGCCUUCUUGUUGACUAUCUCAGUUGUAUUUAUCUGUUGUGCCCAGCUGCUUCAUGUGCAUGAGAUCUUCCUUGAUUGUCACUACAACUGGGAACUGGUAAUCUGGUGCAUCUCGCUAACACUUUUUCUCCUAAGAUUUGUUACACUUGGAUCAGAAACGAGUAAAAAAUAUAGCAAUACCUCAAUAUUACUUACUGAACAGAUAAACCUCUACUUGAAAAUGGAGAAAAAGCCUAACAAAAAAGAAGAACUGACAUUAGUGAAUAAUGUGUUGAAAUUGGCUACUAAACUCCUAAAGGAAUUGGAUAGUCCCUUUAGAUUAUAUGGGCUCACAAUGAAUCCGCUGCUUUAUAACAUCACCCAGGUUGUCAUCCUAUCAGCUGUUUCUGGUGUUAUCAGUGACUUGCUUGGUUUUAACCUAAAGCUGUGGAAGAUUAAAUCAUGACAAUUCAGAAAAAAGAUGUAGCCUCUUUUCCAGAAUAAGAGUACUGACUAAGCUGCCUGAAAGCAGUCACUGAUUCUUUGCUUCAGGAGUCUCAGCUGGGAAAUUGAAGUGUUUACAUCAGACUUUCUUGUGCAAUUCUUAUAUUUAUUUUACUUUCACUGUUUUUUUACAUUUAUUUUCGUCUUUAUAUUUUAUUUUUAAGCAUUGAUGUACUUAGUGUUGAAAGGGUGAUGAAACUGAUAUCCAUAUACUUGAGAUCCUAGUAAUUGCUUAUAAAUAAUUGGCAAAAUAACAAAUUGUGAAAACUGAAGCCAUUGCUAAGCACUGUUUCUACAUCAAUGCCGUGAACUUGCCUUACUGUAGGAAAAAUUCUUGAACUUUGGAAUAAUACAUUGAACUCAGCUAAACAAAUACAGCAUUUUCUUUGGUAAAUCAAGAUUCAGUCAGGGUUCCUCUUAAAUGAUUAUUUUUGAACAAUGCCAGGAUCUAAAUUGAUUAAGCUGCAGUUUAAGCACCCUUCAGUAUUAAUAUAUAUGGUAUUACAUAACAGGUCAACAAGUGCUCUUUAAAACUCAUAAUAGAGCAAUAAUUGUAAAUGGUUACCAUACUGUAAAAUAUUUUGAUAAAAAUUAACUAGUAAUAAUUGUAUUUAUUUGAAACACUGGGCUGUUUGCACAGCUCCAACUGUGCAUGCUCAAAAUGUGCACUUUUAAAAAUUAUUACUUUUAAUGCGUAUCUUUAUAUGGGGUAUGUUAUAGUGUACUCGGGCAUGAUAUGGAUACUUUUGAAUGAGGUAUGUACUCAUCUCACAAGUGAAGUGCCUAUUGAUAUUACUAAAGUACAUUAUGUUUACUCAAGCAAAAUCAUUCUCUCUCUGGUACACUAUAGUGUAUGCUGUCCAUACCACACUCAAAUGAACAACUUAAGAAUAAGGUUAACGAUCAAUAAAAUGUUCCUCUGACUAUUAGUUAUGAAGCUACAUCCAAAUAUUCAGAAAAGACAGCUUCAGCCUGCAAAUCUAUCUGGUGCAUUCUCCCUACCCCACCCCCAUUAUAUAAGGGCUAUUUUAGAUGCUUUUAACCUGGAAAGUUAACCUCCCUUUCUGCCAAUAAUUUGCCAAGUGUCCAGUGAGAGCUUAUCAUGUUGGCAUAUUAGGUAAAUAGGGCAAAUAUGACAGCUUCUCACAUUGGGCUUUGAUUUCAGUUUUUAUAUUGGUACAAUCAAGAGUGUUUUAGGAAUUACAUGAAACAAAAUGUUUUUGCGGUUUUUUUUUUUAAACAUCUGGUUUCUAAAACAAAAUUUAUUUGAAACAAUCUAGAAUUUUCUUGGUGCAAAGUGUUAUCAUGUUGAAUAUUCUCACAUUUUUACCAUAUUUUAAGGAAUUUAAGAUAAUUAAUUGUAAAUAAUUUCUUUGGUGCAGUUCUAAUCCCCAAAUCAUAAUCUUAAAGUGAGGGGUGUGUGAACGGAGCUGUGUCAGAUCACUCUGCUCUCACCAUUCCUUUUGGUCAGGCUCAGUCCAGCCUCCUUGUGUAGUAUAUUUUCUUCCUAUAGCAAACAACAGAAAGCAUUUUGUUUUAGUUGCCUAUGUUUUAAUGUGUUUAAAUAAUGACCAAAGUACAUUCUGAAUUUUUUUCAAGGAAUGUAAUACUGGAGCUUUAAAAACAUACUUACUUUCUCAUGUGAAAAAUUAGGCUUUGUCUGAUAUGUUUCUUCCUCCUCUAUUGUCUCAUGUUGAGGUUGUUUUUAGGAAUUACAUUUUAUAAACUUUUUCAAAAUUAAGGUACAUACCUAUAAAGAACUUAACAUUUUGCACAGAAUAUAUCAAAUAUAUUUUAAGAAAAAAAGUACAGCAUGAGUUCUGUUAGGAGUAAGAGAUGAAACUGUUGUAUCUCACACAAAAAAACCCUUAUAUCAGAAUGGAAAUAUUUUUGAGAAAAGUAGCUGAGUAUAAUGGCUUAGGAAAAUGCUUGUUUUAGAUUGAAGUACAAUUUAACUUAGAGUUGGAAGUUGAUUUAUUAAAAUAGUACAAUAUACCUCUCAAUAACUUAUUAGUAAUAUGUUGAAUUAUGUCAUUAAUGUGGGCAGCAGUGGGGUACUAAAAGGAAAAAGUUGUCAUUUUAAGCGAUUUCAGAACAUUACCAACUAUUUUCAAAGCAGAAAAAUUGACAUUGUUGCCUUUAAGAAUACCACGAAUGUACAAAAUUGAAAGAUAUUGUAAUUGUCACAUAGAAAAGACAAUUCAAAAAUAGAAUUUUUUUUGCCAUGUGUGUUGUAUUUGAAAGUUUGAACGGCAAAUUUAAAAUAAAAUAUUCUAUGACA
This is a messenger RNA of Nycticebus coucang (slow loris), 4839 nucleotides long. It is a transcript of the gene PHTF2, whose product is annotated as putative homeodomain transcription factor 2. The record is from RefSeq and is a predicted model, not a curated record. Gene Ontology annotation, cellular component: endoplasmic reticulum. Lineage: Eukaryota; Metazoa; Chordata; Mammalia; Primates; Lorisidae. The transcript is spliced from 19 exons. The coding region runs from base 265 to 2520 and encodes 751 amino acids.